AUCAGCAGCAACCGCAUCACCAGCCCUCAUUUGCGCCGAGUCGUGCGCCGUCCCUUAUCGUGCACCAGCCAUCCCCAACCAGGGGAGCCCCUCCCACUCCCCCCGGCACCACCCCGGGGGCCCCUAUCGGAGGCUAGUCCUCGUGGCUCCAGCCCGGCACUUGCGCUGCCCGGAUCCGUGACGUGCCCCUGCCGCUCCCACCUCAAGCUUAUCAGUCACCCGCCAUGGCGCCCUCGUGGGGUUGUUCGUCUCGCUCACGCCGCGAUUGACUGGGUAGCCUCCGUCUCCGGCCACAGCUGAAAACCCUCGCCACGCCCGCCUCUUCAUCCCAUCCUCCCCUUUGUCCUCUGGUUCUUGCACGACUCCGCGUUCGCUUUCCGACCUCGACUCUGCCAUCGAGUAGGCUUCCCACGAGUACAAUCGGGCGACACCUGCUCUCGCGACGGUCCUCUCUCUUCGCGACAGACCACACCCUCAAGCAUGGCGGACGUACCAGCCGCCCCUCGCAAGGGCUCGCUGCCGGCCGGUGCCAAUGCCGCCGACGACGCCCUCGCCCGCAUGGGCUACAAGUCGGAGCUGCCACGCAGCCUCAGCAUGAUCUCGGUCCUCGGUCUCUCCUUCGCCAUCAUGGCCGUCCCGUAUGGCCUCAGCACCACCUUCUUCUUCUCCCUCAGCAAUGGCGAAUCCGUCACCAUCAUCUGGGGUUGGGUCCUCCUCUCUUUCCUCUCCAUCGCCAUCGCCGCUUCUUUGGCCGAGAUCUGCUCCGUCUACCCCACUGCUGGUGGCGUCUAUUACUGGUCCGCUCUCCUCUCGACUCCGGGCUGGGCGCCGAUCGCCAGUUGGGUCACCGGCUGGCUUACACUUGUUGGAAACUGGACCGUGACCCUCUCCAUCAACUUCGGAGGUGCUCAGCUCAUCUUGAGCGCCAUCUCGCUAUGGAACGAAGAAUUCGUCGCAAACGCAUGGCAGACGGUCCUCAUGUUCUGGGCCGUCACGCUUCUCUGCUACCUGAUCAACGUCUUUGGCCAGAAGCACCUCGACCUCAUCAACCAGGUCUGCAUCUACUGGACUGGCGCGUCCAUUUUCAUCAUCAUGAUUGUCCUGCUCGUCAUGAGCCCUUCUAAGCGUACUGGCGAGUUCGUCUUUGCCCACUACGACGCCUCGGGCUCCGGCUGGCCGUCAGGCUGGUCUUUCUUCGUUGGGUUGCUCCAGCCUGCCUAUGUCCUCACUGGAUAUGGUAUGGUUGCUGCCAUGUGUGAAGAGGUGCAGUCGCCUGAGCGCGAGGUCCCCAAAGCCAUGGUCUUGUCCGUUGUGGCCGCGGGCCUCACUGGUCUGAUCUUCCUCAUCCCCAUCCUGUUUGUGCUCCCGGAGGUCUCCGCGCUUCUCGAGGUGGCCAGCGGCCAACCAAUCGGCCUCAUCUUCAAGACAGCCACCGGCAGUGCUGGCGGCGGCUUUGGUCUGCUCUUCUUGAUCCUCGGCAUCUGGCUUUUUGCGGGUAUCGGCGCCUUGACGGCAUCUAGCCGCUGCACGUAUGCCUUUGCUCGUGAUGGUGCCAUCCCUGGCUCUGGACUUUGGAGCAAGGUCGACAAGCGGUUUGGCCUCCCUCUGUGGGCGCUCACUCUGUCUGCCAUCGUUGACUGUCUCCUUGGACUCAUCUACUUUGGCUCGCCUGCAGCCUUUAGCAGUUUCACCGGUGUGGCCACUAUCUGCCUGUCAACCUCUUACGGCCUCCCCAUCCUGGUUUCCGUCCUGCGCGGCCGGAAGAAGCUGGAGCACGCGACCUUCAGCUUGGGCAAGUUUGGGUUCAUCAUCAACAUCACGACCCUGCUUUGGAUUGUCCUUGCCAUCUUCUUGUUCUGCAUGCCUACCACUAUCACCGAACUCGAUGCCGCGACGAUGAACUACGCCAGUGUGGUUUUUGCAGGAUUCGCCGGCAUCAGUCUAGUCUGGUAUUUCGUAUGGGGACGCAAGCAUUUCUCUGGUCCUGCUGUUCUCAAGACCGAGUUCGCGGAGAACGGCGUCGGUGUUGUCAAGGGACAGCCAGUGGAUGAGGAGGCCGUUGCUCAUGCCAAGGUGGCAUCAGAGGAGAGCAAGACUGAGAAGGCCAUGUGAUGUAUUGCGACAGUCUACAGACAUACUAUCUAAGAAUAAUUGUUGAACUUCUAUAGAACUCACAUCACCGUGAUGGCAAUUUCAUCCCCUGAUUCUACGAAACAAUAAGAAACUUCUUAUGCCUGAGC
This is a messenger RNA of Microdochium trichocladiopsis, 2240 nucleotides long. RefSeq names its product gaba permease. Gene Ontology annotation, biological process: transmembrane transport. Gene Ontology annotation, molecular function: transmembrane transporter activity. The coding region runs from base 481 to 2112 and encodes 543 amino acids. The transcript has a single exon. The record is from RefSeq and is a predicted model, not a curated record. NCBI's taxonomy places the organism in Eukaryota, Fungi, Ascomycota, Sordariomycetes, Xylariales, Microdochiaceae. Gene Ontology annotation, cellular component: membrane.